This is a messenger RNA of Lolium perenne, 1490 nucleotides long. RefSeq lists its product as uncharacterized. The record is from RefSeq and is a predicted model, not a curated record. Lineage: Eukaryota; Viridiplantae; Streptophyta; Magnoliopsida; Poales; Poaceae.
ACCACACCGCAUCGACUGAUGUUCGUCCAGCCCCGCUCGACCGCUCUCCGCCGCAGUCCGACGGUCCUCCUCCGCCUUCUCCCCGCCGGCCGGCCGUCCUCCACCAUCCCUUCCGGUCAUCCUCCGUAGGUCACCGUCCUACCCAACCCUCUCCUAGUCGCCCCCCGUCCCGCCCCGUCCUCUCCUCCGCGCGCUUCCGACCAUCCGCCCGCCGACCUCCUCCGCUGUUCGCGCCGGCUGUUGCAACGGGGACGCCCGGCGACCAGCAGCAGCGGUCCGAAUCAGCCCCAAUUUCUCUCAGGAUCUUCUCUCGACGCACAAGGCGAUGCCGCCAAGGAAGCGGGGGAAAAAGGGGGCUGCUGCCGCCGCCACCAAGCAGCAGCAACCGCCACCGCCACAGCCGCCUGGCCCUGACGCACCCGUGCAGGAGAAGCUGCGGUGGCUCACUGACCAAGAGAUUGAACGUCGGAAAGCUGCCAUCAGAGCUAUUCAAGCAGCAGAGGUUGAGAGCGUACUUUCUCGGCUGCACUUGGUGCGAACCUACAUUUCCAAGGAGCAAGAAGAAGCAUGUGCGUUGCAAUAUUUUCAGGAGAACUUGCCCAAUGUAUCAGUUGUCCCGAAUGAAAAGCAGGACGAGCUUGAGUUGAAGUGGAAAGAGUGGGAUAAUCACAUGUAUGGAGACCACAGGGAUGACAAGGUUUCACGAGCUUCGAUCACGUCAUUGGCAACUGCUGCUGGUUUCCAUUUCUCGGCAGAUUCAGUGCAGAAGAACUUCAUCGAGAGCACCUUUGAUUUUAACAACUUUACUUGGAGUGAGCUACCCGAUGGCGAAAUGACAGGAGCAGGGGACUCUCUACAGACACCUGGGGCUACGAGUAGCCGACUGUCUUUUGGCAUGACACCGAAAACUGUAAGAGUACCCAAGAACGGGGAGAUGCUCUUAUCUGUGCACGGGUCACCUCUUGGAGUGUACAAAGAAGAAAAUCUGGCACCCAUUACUGAAUCUGGAAAUGGAAGUGAAGAGCCGCCUCGUGAUGCCACAGGCCCUCUACAGUAGCAGCAGCAGAGGGGAAGCUGGGAGAUACUAAUCAGAACUUCAACCACUAAUUCAGACUGUUCGUAGCAUCUCAACCCUUAGAGCGUGACGAGGUUCGGUGUGUGUGGAUUAGGUAUCCUUUUGUGUAGUUUGAUGAAGCUUGUUGUAGGACGCCGGUUUCAGUCAGCUGAGAUCGUUUGUCAGGUGCCUUGGCACAGUGUUGUCUGUUGUUAACUUCGCCACCAGGAAGAUUAGCUGAAUCUUUGGUGCGGCCUUGGUGAUUUACCCAGUUAUUAAGACUUGUGUAAUGAGAUGAGAUGGGCAAGGUAAUACUGUCGAUGCUGUAAAUGGAGCUGUAAUGUCCCAUUUAGCUAUGUGUAUGGCGUACCUUGUAUAUCAGGGGGGUCUGCUAUUUGUAUCUUUCUGAUUUGCAAGUUGCGACGCAUCUUACACU